AUGCCAGGGACUUUGGCGCUGCUUUCAGUUCUGUUCAGUCUCCUCUACAUCACCGAGGGGCAAACGUUCAACUGGGGGCGAUGUCCAGAUCCACCAGUCCAGGAGAACUUUGAUGUUACCAAGUAUGUUGGGAAAUGGUAUGAAAUUGAAAAGCUGCCUGCGAGCUUUGAGAAGGGAAUCUGCAUCCAGGCCAAUUACUCACUGAAGGAAAAUGGGAAGAUUAAAGUGAUAAAUCAAGAGCUCCGCUCUGAUGGCACAAUUAAUCUAAUCGAGGGGGAAGCUGUCCAGAGAGAUGGUGAGCCGGCCAAGCUGAGUGUCAGCUUUUACUGGGCCAUGCCCUCUAGCCCUUACUGGGUACUCGCCACUGACUAUGAAAACUACUCCAUGGUGUAUUCCUGCACUACUUUUAUCUGGCUCUUCCACAUUGAAUAUGCCUGGAUUCUGUCAAGAACUCCACAGCUGCAGUCAGAAACUGUGGAACGUCUGAAGAACCUUCUCCGCUCCUACAAGAUUGACACUGAGAAAAUUAGGCCAACUGAUCAAAUGAAUUGUCCUCCUGAGAUGUAG
Messenger RNA from Emys orbicularis (European pond turtle), 567 nucleotides. It is a transcript of the gene APOD, whose product is annotated as apolipoprotein D. The transcript is spliced from 4 exons. The record is from RefSeq and is a predicted model, not a curated record. Gene Ontology annotation, biological process: tissue regeneration; response to reactive oxygen species; brain development. The coding region runs from base 1 to 567 and encodes 188 amino acids. Gene Ontology annotation, molecular function: cholesterol binding. NCBI's taxonomy places the organism in Eukaryota, Metazoa, Chordata, Testudines, Emydidae. Gene Ontology annotation, cellular component: cytoplasm.